This is a messenger RNA of Symsagittifera roscoffensis, 2325 nucleotides long. RefSeq names its product ADP-ribosylation factor-like protein 13B. Lineage: Eukaryota; Metazoa; Xenacoelomorpha; Acoela; Convolutidae. The record is from RefSeq and is a predicted model, not a curated record. Gene Ontology annotation, molecular function: GTP binding; GTPase activity. The coding region runs from base 100 to 1815 and encodes 571 amino acids. The transcript is spliced from 10 exons.
ACUUAUUAAAUAGAUUGAAAUGAUUUAUCCGAACAAUGAAUUGUAUAAAUGUAAAAUUGUAAAUAAGAAUCAGUCUCGAAGAGUUUCAAUUGGAACUUAAUGUGCCACCAGUUUCUGCGCCGACGUAAAAUGUUCAGUUUGCUGGGGAACUGUUACUCUAACAAGAAACGAGCUGCACAGUCUAGAAAUGUAACCUUGAUAAUUUUGGGCUUCGACAAUGCCGGGAAAACAACCACUGUCAGGGAUCUGAAAGGAGAGAGCAAAGAAGACGUCACUCCUAGUUUAGGCUUCUCAAACAUCUCCCUCAAAUUCGGCCGACUGAACAUAACCCUGUUUGACGUCGGUGGAGGACCAACAAUAAGAGGCAUAUGGUCCAGCUACUAUGCAGACGUGCAUGGGUUCAUAUACGUGUUGGACUCCACUGACCUUGGGAGGUUAAAUGAGGUCAAGAAUAGUCUGCAGAAGGUGAUGAUGGAGCCGACGUUGAAGGGCAAACCGUGUCUAAUUUUGGCCAACAAGCAAGACAAAGAGGGUGCUCUGACGGAGAGAGAAAUAGAGCAGAUUUUGGAUCUAGAAUCUCUCGCCACUCAAUCAAAGUGCAGCUGCAGAUUACAAGUGUGUUCUGCUCUGAACAGUGGCAUUGGAAGCACAGAUCUGCCAAACAAACCAUCCAAGUGGAACAGUAAAAACAAACAGUCACAAAUAAAAGACGCUUUCAAAUGGAUAGUGGAGAGUGUUUUGGACGAUUGGGAGUCCCUGGAUGAAAGAACGAGUAGUGACAUGAAGGUGGCUAAGGAAAAAGCAGACGAGGAGCGCAAGGCAAAGACUGAACGAAUAGGAAAACUGAAAGAAGAGAGGGAAAAGAAAGUACAAGAGAAGGAAGAAAAAGACAGCGGUGCAACUACAACUACAGCCACCUUUGCGAAGGAUAAUAACGACAGAUUGACAGGUGCGGGGGAGGGGGCAAGUGACGCUGCCCUCUCUUUGAGUCAAGACAGAAUGAAGCAGUUUGCCGAAGUCAUGCAACAAGUGGGUAAUGAUCUAAACAAUAGUUUAUCAGAAUCAAUGCGGUCCAACAAGAGCAACCUUGGUCGAACCCCGAUUUUCUCUACAAAUUUUCACAGUCCGAACUCCAAUUCUAGUGAAAAUGGAUCUAACUUAGAGCUGGAACGAAAUAUUGGAUCGAGUAUGAAUCAUCCGCACUCGGGUAGAAUCGAGAAUGUUUUCAUUGUGGGCGAAAAUCGAUACCGGGAAAGAAAUUUGGCGGGUGAUAAUGGCCUAGAGCUGCAACAUAAAGGCGCUGAUAGUCAGAAUCACAGACAACUACCUCCUCUAAAUGAUGAAGCAAUUUCUAAAGUGAAGCAACAAAAGAAAAAGAAAAAAGUGAAGAAAAAUCAACUUGAACCCUUUUCGCCUCCUGAAGGGGACCACAAAACACCUCCGAACACCUCCCCUUUCGUUGAGAUACAACAUAAAGAUAAACAACAGUCAGAAUGGUCUGCUAAUAACGACCACGUCGAGUUGAAUUCAACUACCGAUCAAGAGUCCAUCUCACUAUCUGAAAAUAUGCGAGAAGUGAACACCUACAAAGAGCGGAAGAGAGACGAUGAAAGAAAAUUUCGAACAGAAAUUGAUGAUACAAUUUCUGGCCAAGUCACUAGACUUGAAGAAGAUACAACAUGGACCUCAUCGGACGAUAAGACGAAAGAAAAGGAUGUUGGAAAAAUAGUUCUAGAAAAUUUUCACGUGACUGAGUCGGAUUUCUACGACUCGGAUUUUGUGAGCGACACGAAUAACACUGAACAACAAAUGUGAUCAGAUUUGUUUGUCCAAUAUUUAUCCAGUUUCAACAAUGGGUGAGUUUUUCAUGCGCGAAAUAUAGUCCAGCCAAUCAGAAUUCAGUAUUCAUAAAUUUGCAAGAAAUAAGCGAUAAAAUCAGUCAUUUUUGGAGGUUAAAGACCGUUGCUUGGCUGAGAAGUUUCGUGCAUUCGGUCCUUCGCUCAUGAGAAAAGCCCUCACGCUUUUGAAGUGAAUCUAGGCUUUUAAAUUACUAAAAAAUUGAUGAAAAUUGAAGAAAUAUUCUGAAAAGAUCUUGAUAAUGUAUAAUUCUCAAUUUGUGAAAGAAACUGGACAAUUGCAUGACGCUAAACGAGAAUACUUUUAUUUUUUGACGUCCUAACUAUCAAAUGUUGUGUAUAAAAUAUUGCUAUGUAAAAAUAACUUGCACGUAGUGUAAAUUAAUCGUAUGCACACGUACUAAUUGUACAUAAACUUCAUUAUAUGUAUAUCCUAAACUUGUUUUCCUAGAAUUUAGUUUGACUCAUG